Molecule: messenger RNA, 1430 nt
Organism: Theobroma umbraticum
Lineage: Eukaryota; Viridiplantae; Streptophyta; Magnoliopsida; Malvales; Malvaceae
Product: 3-dehydrosphinganine reductase TSC10A-like
Biological process (GO): sphingolipid biosynthetic process
Cellular component (GO): endoplasmic reticulum membrane
Molecular function (GO): 3-dehydrosphinganine reductase activity
Source: RefSeq, a predicted model, not a curated record
ACCGAAGACCAACCAACUUCUUAAUCCAAUGGAAAAGUCAAACGUUACCAUCAAAGAGGAAAAAAAGAAUCGAAAUCCACUUCCCACUGUCACUCUCGGAUCAGGGAUAGCUUCCAUCGUCACCCACAUCACCGCCCUCGAUGCUGCUCUUUCCUGUUAUUCUGUUUCCCUUCCUUCUCCUCCUCCUUUACUUCAUCGUCCGUCCCCGCCCCGUCAACAUCCCUAUCAAAAACCGCCACGUGUUCAUUACAGGCGGGUCAAGCGGCAUCGGGCUAGCCUUAGCCCACCAGGCCGCUUCCCAGGGAGCCCGUGUCUCCCUCCUAGCCCGCUCUCUUAGCAAGCUCGAAGAAGCGAAACAAUCAAUUCGACUUUCCUCCGGAGUUGACGUUUCGAUCUUUGCUGCUGAUGUUCGUGACCACGACGCCGUUCAGAAGGCGAUCAACGAUGCGGGGCCCAUCGAUGUGCUGGUGGUUAACCAGGGUGUUUUUGUGCCUCAGGAGCUGGAGAAGCAGGGAUUGGACGAGGUCAAAUUUAUGAUCGAUGUGAAUUUGAUGGGAAGUUUUAAUGUCAUCAAAGCUGUUUUGCCGUUGAUGAAGGAGAGGAAGGACCGUGGGCCGACCUCUAUUGCUCUUAUGUCUUCCCAAGCUGGGCAGGUGGGGGUUUACGGUUACACAGCUUACUCCGCCAGUAAAUUUGGGCUAAGGGGAUUAGCAGAAGCGUUGCAGCAGGAGGUUAUUGCGGAUAAUAUUCAUGUCUCUCUCAUAUUUCCACCAGAUACUGACACUCCUGGUUUUGAGCAAGAAAGUAAAGUUAGACCAGAGCUCACAACGAUUCUAGCAGGCUCCUCUGGUUCAAUGAAAGCUGAUGAAGUUGCCAAGAAAGCUUUAGAUGGCAUCAAAUCUGGAAGUUUCAUUGUCCCUUGCAACUUUGAGGGGCAGAUGCUUGCCAUAGCUACUGCUGGUUUGUCCCCUCAGAGAUCUUUCUUGAUGGCAUUCAUUGAGGUGGCUUUCAUUGGUAUAUUUCGUCUUGUAGCUUUAUUUUUCCAAUGGAACUGGUAUGGGAGCAUAGAACAGUGGCAUGCAAAGAAGAAAGAGAAAUAGAAUUCCUUGGUGCUUGAUGUGGAUCAGCAUUGCUUCUUCUGGCAUCUAUUACUUACUUCUAGGAUCUCAUGGACGUGGAUCUUUGGCUAAUAACAAGUUUCAGCUUUCAGCAUUCAGGAACUGAAGCUCUCCCGAACUCUGCAUCUAAGUUUCAGCACAUUUCAACUAAUGCCAUGUAUAUCUAAAAGAUCAGAUACCUUAGUUUUUUACAUUCCGACUUUCAAAUUAGCUGUUGCUAGAAAUGAAAUGUAGCCAAAUUUUAAUACAGUGAAGAGCUGCAGCAAUUAUACGUUUGCAUUGGAAAGUUAUAAUGUGUGUUUGAACUUUUUA